Molecule: messenger RNA, 1185 nt
Organism: Bacidia gigantensis
Lineage: Eukaryota; Fungi; Ascomycota; Lecanoromycetes; Lecanorales; Ramalinaceae
Exons: 2
Coding region: 1-1185 (394 amino acids)
Source: RefSeq, a predicted model, not a curated record
AUGCGGCUCCUAAACACCUCGACGCUUCAAUUCAAAGAAUUCUUCGACGCCGACAUACCCGAGUAUGUCAUACUGUCCCACCGUUGGGGAUACGAAAAGGUCUCCUUCAAGCUGAUGCGCAAAGGCGCUGCCCCACCAAACUCAGGCUUGGAAAAAAUUGAAAGAUUCUGCCAAGAAGCAAAGGUCAUUGGGUUGAAAUGGGGUUGGGUCGACACCUGCUGUAUUGACCAACGCAGUAGUGCAGAACUCUCUGAAGCUAUCAAUUCCAUGUUCAAAUGGUAUGCGAAUGCAAAGACUCUUCAGGAAUUACUCGCACCGAAUGUCGUCCAUUUUUAUGACGCCAAUUGGACAGGGAUUGGAGCGAGGUACGAGUUGAGGAGCAUUGUGGCGGAAGCAACGACAAUUGACGUCAACUAUCUUUCGCAUGUAAAUGUGUUGAACGCGAGCGUUGCAAAGAAAAUGAGCUAUGCCUCGCGCCGUAAAACAAGUCGUGAAGAAGACAUCGCCUAUUGUCUACUUGGACUUUUCAAUGUCAAAAUGCCCUUAUUGUACGGAGAAGGUGCCGAAAGGGCUUUCAAGCGAUUGCAAAUUGAGAUCAUGAAGGAGUCACAAGAUGAAUCGCUUUUUGCGUGGACCUCUGAUCAGCCUGCAUCUGGCAUGCUAGCGGACGACAUAGCAUAUUUCCAAGGAUCGGGCAGAAUCGUGGAAUAUCGCGAAGUAGACAGUGUUGAGCCCGAGGGUCCGUUUGACACCUCAAAAUCGCCGUUCGCUAUGACUUCGAGAGGGUUAGAAUUUCCAAUUCCGGAAUACCUUUCGAAAGAGAAUGGCUUGAUUUCCAUUCCGUUGAAGUGCAGCGUUGGCCCUCCAGAAAUGCAGGAGCGUGUUUGGAUCGAACUUUGCAAACACGGUGACUCCGCUGUUCGCAGUCAAUGUGGGUCCUUGAAAGUUGAACUCUACAGCCACAGUAAGGAUUCCAGUGGUCCAGUUGCGCAAGCCCCUAUGCAGAUCCUCUAUGUCAAACGACCAACUGAGGUCGACAUUGAAUACGUCCGUCUACACCACAGGGUCAAAGACGACUCUUCAUUUGCCCCUGAUCUAAUGAAAACAGCAAAGAAAAAAAUUGCUUAUAGGCGUCAGGAAGAACUAGAAGGAAUCACAGAGAAGCGUUGGUGGCGUUAUUACUGA